GGGGUGAGGCGGCCGCGUGGCUGGCGGCGGGCAGUCCCCAGCUCCAUCUCCGGGAACGUGGACUGAAGGAGGCCUCGAACCGAGUUUGGAGCUCCCGGGCCUGGUCCAGGAAGGCUGGCUUCAAAGCGUGGCAGGAAGCCCCUCGGCCACCCCGUCUCGAAUGCGGACGGGAAUCUGGUCGGCUGCCCUGAAUGGAGACCUGGGCCGAGUGAAGUAUUUCAUCCAGAAGGCCACAGACCCUAGCCAGCCGGACUCUGCUGGCUACACUGCCCUGCACUACGCGAGCCGCAACGGCCACUACGCCGUUUGCCAGUUUCUGCUGGAAAGCGGAGCAAAGUGCGACGCCCAGACCCACGGGGGCGCCACGGCUCUGCACCGGGCCAGCUACUGUGGGCACACGGAAAUCGCCAGGCUGCUGCUGUCCCAUGGGUCCAACCCCCGGCUGGUGGACGAUGACGGCAUGACCAGUCUCCAUAAGGUGUGUCUAAGUCCCACCCUGGUGACAGCCAAGACGAAUCCUCACAGUGGGCAUUGGAGACCAGGAAAAUGGAGACAAGGAAAAGCCACCUGGAAUCCCGGCACUCACCGCCGCCGCCGCCUCUUCAGGAAAACAGCUCUCUCACCAUCUUCUCUGUACAGGAACUAGUUUCCCCCUCAGUGAUGAGCUGCGAAGGUUCCCUGAGGAAUCAGCUUUGGAAACCAGCCCUGCUCUGCCUCUCUCUGCCUCCCGCUUUAGAGUCCCGGGUCAUGGACAGGAUCAUUAUUUUGGGGGACUCAGCAUUCUAUGCUCCGUCUCCAGGCAUCCACUUUACCAAUUGCUCCCUCUUUCUCUCUGUCUGUCGUCCAUCCAUCUGUCCGUCCAUCUGUCUGUGUCUAAGUUCUGGGGAUUGCUAGGUUCCUGCUUCCCCACUGAACUCAAAUGCCCAGCCCACACAUGCAUCUUCGAGACUUGACUUAUGCAGACGUGUGUAGAGAGCCCCUCCUUGCUCCAACUCUGAUUUUCCACCCAUGCCGUGGCUUUAAAGGCGUUCUCAUCCGCCAAGCAGUGGUGGCCACACGCCUUUCAUCCCAGCACUCAGGAGUCAGAGGCAGGCAGGUCUCUAAGUUUGAGGCCCACCUGGUCUACACAGAGAAACCCUAUGUUGGUGUGAGGAGGGUCCCAUCAAACCCUCCCCCCAAGAGGCUCGCUUUCUCCGAGUCCGGGGGGGGGGGGGAGGGCUCCCUCUCCCAGGAAGCCCUCCGGGUUCAGCUCUAGCUGGCUUCCUGUCGUGAGCUCCUGUGUUCACACUCUGUUAGUCUUUAUCCCCGGGCUCACUGUCACUGUGUGUCACAGACUAUCCCCUGAAGGGCUGCUCCACCCACUGUCGCUGCUCCCCUUUUUUGAGACAAGUUCUCCUUCCAUCCAUCUCUCUCCCCCCCCCUCCCAAAAGAGUUUUACUUUGUCUGACGCCACUGAAAUAAAGCCUGCCCUCCCCAAGUUGCAUUUGGUCACACUGUUUCAUCACAGCUGUGGAAAUCUAAGACACCUGUUCAUCUUGAGCUUGCGUGAGGUCCCGUGCCUCAGCGCCUCAGCGGAGCGGCAGCUGGGAUGGCCUUGUGUUUAGCCUUAGCACAUGCCUCGGGCACUUACUGAACUUGGACCGACUCAACAGCUGCCUGUUGGGUUUUGUUAGAUCCUUGCCAGGUGUAGAAGCUUGGGUCUUUUCUCUUUUUUUGCUGUUUUGUUUUGUUUUUGUUUUUGUUUUGUUUUUCGAGACAGGAUUUCUCUGUGUAGCCCUGGCUGUCCUGGAACUCACUCUGUAGACCAGGCUGGCCUGGAACUCAGAAAUCGGCCUGCCUCUGCCUCCCAAGUGCUGGGAUUACAGGAGUGCGCCACCACCGCCCAGCGAGUCUUUUCUUUUUUUAAAGAGAUACUUACUGGUUAGGAUGCAUCAGUGGUGCUCACCUUUAAUCCCACCACUGCAGAGGCAGGUGGAUCUGAGUUUGAGGCCAGCCUGGUCUAUAGAGUGAGUUCUAAGACAGCCAGGGCUACACAAAGAGUCCCUGUCUCAAAACAAAAAGACAUAGACAAGAGCAACAUAGUGAGAAGACCUUGUCUCAAGAGGUAAAAGUGGGGGUCCAGUGUAGCUCUGUGGGGGUGCUAACCUGACAAAGACCCAAACAUGGCUGCUCAUACCUGUAUUUCAAUGCUUGGAAAGCAGAGGCAGGAGGACCGCCAAAGUUCAGGGCCAGUCUGGUCCACAUGCAGAGUUCCAGAACCGCAGAACCCGAACCACAAGUGGUGCUGAGUGGGCCAAACGGCCCCAGUGCCUCACAAACCUGUGUGUAAGGCGCGGGGCUUGGGUAGCCAUUGGAAGCCUGCUUAGACACCCGGGGGAUGGGGGGAUGGGGAGCGGGGUGUUCCUGUUUCCAGGAGACAUUUCCAGAGCAAGCAGGUUCCAGAAAGGGAAAUGAGAGCGUGCAGGGUACAGCCCGGGUUUGCCCUUGGACUAAGGCCUCUCUC
Messenger RNA from Apodemus sylvaticus (European woodmouse), 2503 nucleotides. RefSeq names its product ankyrin repeat domain 39 (gene Ankrd39). The coding region runs from base 161 to 646 and encodes 161 amino acids. The transcript has 4 exons. NCBI's taxonomy places the organism in Eukaryota, Metazoa, Chordata, Mammalia, Rodentia, Muridae. The record is from RefSeq and is a predicted model, not a curated record. Gene Ontology annotation, molecular function: protein binding.